AUGGAGAGGCCAGAGGUGAAGACUACCAUCGAGGUCAAGAAGCGUCCUCAAUUUCUUACACGUAGUUAUAGAUUCCUCGAAACGGGCGAGGAGCUGGGAAUAAAUCACGCGCUGCGAGAUCGCUUAUUGCCAACGCCUAUCCCUCUCCUCCCCCCCGCUGCGAUCUGCCCAGGUUCGACCAGAGAGGCAAUUACAGAGGGCGGUAGAGGCUUCCCUAAAAGAUGAUGAAGUGAAGGGCGGGGGCACGCAACACGGCAUUAACAACCUCCAGCAACAAAAAGCUAAUAGGCAACAG
Messenger RNA from Nezara viridula (southern green stink bug), 295 nucleotides. NCBI's taxonomy places the organism in Eukaryota, Metazoa, Arthropoda, Insecta, Hemiptera, Pentatomidae. The record is from the annotation of a GenBank genome assembly.